Molecule: messenger RNA, 3919 nt
Organism: Daphnia pulex (common water flea)
Lineage: Eukaryota; Metazoa; Arthropoda; Branchiopoda; Diplostraca; Daphniidae
Product: probable G-protein coupled receptor Mth-like 3
Exons: 8
Coding region: 835-2715 (626 amino acids)
Biological process (GO): G protein-coupled receptor signaling pathway; cell surface receptor signaling pathway
Cellular component (GO): membrane
Molecular function (GO): G protein-coupled receptor activity
Source: RefSeq, a predicted model, not a curated record
CUACUAUCAAAGUGGAUGCUGAUGUUGGAAACCGGCUCAUACUUUUACUUUUAGUCCCAGAAGUUGCCAUAGCUUCUAGCUUUGACAGAAUUCGGCUGCGACGUAUUAGAAGCUAUACCGGUAUACGAUUUGAAAGUUUCUUUUUUUCCUAUGCAGGUUUUUGACCAUAUCUGAUGGAUAACUUUCUUCAAUUUCGUUCAGAGUUUUUAGAAGUUCAUUCAUUCCUUUGUCUUUUUUAAAACAAGCGAGUUAUCCGAACAGGCGUUGAAUAAGAGCGACUGUUUAAAUACUACCGACUGAUCUUCACAUCUUUAAUUUGCCCUCUGCUAUAUAGUAUUUGUCAUUAAAUAUUACUCACUAACGUAAUGCAGUGAGAAGCUAUAGGCUACAACGGCAGCCUGGCCAUUUUCCAAAUCUUUUAAACAAUUUUGUGGUUUACUCCGAACGCUUGUUUGCAUUCCCUAUGCAGUCCCAUGUAGGGGUCAGGUCUGAGACUGCAGGGCAUUUCGAAUAUGACUGUUAGUUGCGCUGUUUUAGCGCUGUGAAAAAAUCUAGCCAAGAGACAAGUCAAAUACUCGAGGGAAAAGCCAAACGUAGGCAGUCGUGAACACGGCACAGUGUCAGAUCAACGUCGCCCCUUUAUAUGGAUCACAGUUUUGCCCAGCAUUGGAAUUACUGUCACGUCACUUUGACUUCCACUUGCCCAAUAAGAGAACUGAUGAUUCAAGUCGCAUUGCCCGACGCAGAAAAAAAACUUGAUGUUGAUGGAAUGAAAUACGUUGUCAUCCAGGAGAUAUUGUGGAGUUUUAGCUUCAUCAUUCCUGUGUAGAUACCAUGGCGAAUAAAUAUACUCUCGGAGUGGUUUGGGCUUUUUUCGUUUGGUUUUCCAACGCCACAGCAGCCACAAGUGAAGACACAACUUUAUCGGAAAUGCAAGGAAAUUCUUCGAUCCGACAACAAAUUUUAUUUGACGAGAAAAUAUGGUGCUGCAAAAGUGGGACUACAUACCUGACAGGAUUGGAUCAGUGCGUGCCAAGUUUAGUGUCCACUUUGUACACCACGUCGUUUCCAAAUUAUUCGUUCGAGGAUCCUAACGACGGUUUGACUGAUUGUCCGGUUGGCUACGUGUGUCACACCACGGAAGAUUUUCAACUGGAAAACGGCACCUUAUUCGUUGGUAACAAACGGUUGGAGUCCAAUGAAUUUUGCAUCAACAGAGUAGAAGAAGAAAAUUAUUCAACUUCCCCUGGCAAAUUUGUGGCUCGUUAUUGCGUCCCUGAUCCUUGCAGUGAGUCGGGAUGCAUCCGGAAGUGUUGCCCACCCGGCAUGGCCAUGGUCACGAAAUAUUAUCACGAUCUGCUGAACAUUUCAAUAUGUGAGCCACAUCCUGUACCGUUUAAUUUGUCACUUUUGCGUAACCCGAAAAAUGAACCAAUCGACGCCAAUUCUUUUUCUACCCGUGGCGGACUCGGAAUAAAAUGCGGUGAAGUUCCACGAGAUCAACAAUUAGAUUUCUCGAUCAGGCACGACGGUCAGAUUGUACUUCAGUCAGAAAAUCAAACCGACGAGAAAACGGACCAGUAUUGCAUUGAAAAUAAUGUAGUUGACGGUGAAGACAUUAAACUAGUGGCUUUAGUGUGUUUUCCAGAGCAAGGAGAAGAUUCCAAAGGCGCGUUUCUAUUUGGAUGUUUGCAACUUUUUGCCACGGUAUUUCUGGUCGCCACCUUAUUGGUUUAUGCAAUUCUCCCAAAAAUGCGCAACUUCCACGGUGUUAUCGUCAUGUGUUACUUGGCUUCCAUGACAGUCACGAACGUCUUUCAUGCCAUUAUUCUAAUGAUGGUGAGAGUCAGCGAUAUGCCGCCCGGUCUUUGUUCAACAUUAGCAAUUUUAUUGCAUUUUGGCUACAUCGCCACUUUUUCUUGGUUGAACGUUUUGUGCUUUGGAGUUUGGCGGAUGUUUAGUUCCAUUAGACUGCCGACUCGCACAUCCGUCUUGAGCAAACAGUUUUUUUAUUCCUCCCUUUACGGAUGGGGUAUUCCAUUCAUUGUCGUGGUUGUCGGACAAAUUCUCCAGCACAGCGAUGUGCCAGACGACAUAAUUAAACCAGGACUGGCUUCAAAAUUGUACUGUUGGUUCAAUCAUAAACAUAGAGGACCAUUAAUUUCCUAUUUGUACGCACCGAUGAUGGUCAUGAUUGUUGCCAACGUUUUCAUGUUCGCUUGGGCUGCGUUCAAUUUUUACCAGAGAAGUGCCGAAUCGUCGCAAGUGACCAACGUUUUGCAUAAUGGCCAAAGAUUUAGGGUGAUCCUGAGUCUCUUCUUGUUGAUGGGUGUUCCUUGGACAACCGAAAUUAUUACUUUCAUGGCGGAUGCCAGUUUUGAAAGUGCCCUGGUCACCGACAUAUUCAACAUCUUUUUGCCGAUUUUCAUUUUCAUUAUCUUCGUCUGUAAACCAAGCGUUUGGAAAAUGCUGAAACAAAAAUUCCCGCGGUUGAGUCCCUUCAUCUCGAACUGUGAAAAAUUUAGUUCCCGUAUAAUCCCCAAGAAAAUUAAUCGUCAUCAACCUUCUAGUGCCGAAGAAAGCAAUUCAGAUAACACAAAUGACAUCAGUUAUAAUAACAAAACCUCCCAGCAAACUCUAUCUACUGAUUCUACAGCAGACAUGAAAGAAGUUUUCCAAUUACCAAUAACACGGUCAUUGUCUUCUGUUUUCUGAGUUAGUAUAAAAAGGUGACGGAUAGACUAGAAUGCUGAUCCAACAACUUGAAGGAUUUUGCUUAUUCGGAAAAUGUUCAAAUUGCUCAACCACUCAUAUCACCUGCCGUCCACCUGCCAGUGUAGAUCGCUGUCUUAUCUGGAAAUUGAAUUGGGGUGUUGUUGAUGUUCAUUUCUUGACUCUGUAAAUAGGCGAGCGUAAGUAAUAGGUCCUACUCUCGUAAUAAUAAUUAUAUUCACUUUUAUAAAAUUUAGCCCCAUCAAAAGAUUUUUUCAGCUAACAACUUUUAACGGUGAUGGGGAAUGAACAAUCUGUUUUGUAUGUUCCUUUAUCCAAGUAACAAUAUACAAAUGUCGAAGAAGUAAAAUUAAGUAAUUAAUCAAAUUAAAUUAAAUUAAAGAUAUAAUUUUUCUAUGUGGGAAAUCCCAAUAAUAUUCUGAAAUUGUAUUGAUGGAAUUCACAUUAAAUUUAUCGCUAAAAUCAUUCGUCGAGCAAAAAAUAAAAUAAGGUGGAAGUCUAAAUACCGUUUUAAUAGCCUUGCGGGAUUGAGCGUACUAUGUAUUACUAAUCCAGUUUUGACGCCAAAGGCAGCCCAUCUUUAAUGACUGUAACCAUUAUUUUUGGUAUGUAAUGCGCUAGGCUAUACGCAAGAUUUCACGCUCGGGUAUAACGUAUUAUCCUGACUAUAGUACAGUUCACAUCUGUGUUGUGUAUGAUCCUUUAUCUCCCCAGCACAAUUCGGGAAAUAAUUUAAUACAAAUUUCACUGGAGCAAUUAAUUAAGAAAUUAAAAUUCAUCGAUAGGUAUCAAAUGUAUUCCAUUGAAUUAUGGACAAAAUUUUGACGGUACAAAAUGUUGCUUAGCUCCGGCAUUUAUCCGAUUAUUUAUCCUUUUCCGUUUUCAUAAAAAUUUCCGAAAAAAUGACACUUCCUAUAAUUAUUUGCAGAUUAAUUCUUUACGUUGAUCAACUUAAGUCACUAAAUUAAAGAAUAACACAUUCCGGAUUUGCUUUUCUCGAAGCUCAAAACCGGUUCAACAAUUCGGGGAAGUUUCUUCCCCCCAACACUCUAAAAUCGUCCAUCUGGUGAGUGCAUGACAUCAAAUCCGUUCUAAUCUGCGCUCGUGAAAGUUUUACUUUGGAAUUUAUAACUGGCUCUGCAUGAUUCGAAAGUGAAAUAUACCAUUCCGAAACUGGUUUUUAAAA